Messenger RNA from Drosophila elegans, 687 nucleotides. RefSeq lists its product as uncharacterized. Lineage: Eukaryota; Metazoa; Arthropoda; Insecta; Diptera; Drosophilidae. Bases 41 to 289 code for a protein of 82 amino acids. The record is from RefSeq and is a predicted model, not a curated record. The transcript has a single exon.
ACAAAAUUGUAGCUGUAAGCUUAUUAAAUAAUCCAAUGAAAUGAACAAUCCGUGGCGGGAAAUCGGCUUUGUCAGCAAGCGAAAGCCGAAGAACAAUUUGCAAAUCGUUCAGAUAAAGAAGCGCAUUGCAAAGUCUAGGAAAUUAUUUGAGCAACGGCGAACAGAAUUGAUACAGCUUCAUUUAAGGAAUCGCAUCAAGUAUUUAAUAAUCGAAAAUCUCAAGUACAGACUAGCAGAAAACAAGCACAAAAGAAAGAUUCAGAAAAGCUUAAAGCAAUAUAAUAUCUAACUAACGUCAAGAGUCAUAAAAUAGAUUUCAAGGCAAAAGUAUGAAUAAAAAGUAGUUGCUAAUUUGUGUGGAAUUAUUAUCAGCAAAUAGGCAUUUUCGAUUUAUUUAAACAACCUUCGGAUCUGGAAGAGAAAUAGAAGUUCUGUGGCCUCAACUUGAAGAAUAUCAAAAGAUUACUGCCCAAAGCUUAAGAAGUAAUCUUCAAACAAUGCCUACCACAUAAGUCAAUUUGCAAGUCAAACAAGAAACUGUUCUAUUAUCUAGAAAUUACUGCUUAUCGUAUUUCAGCAAAUUAAUCACAUAUAUUUAGAGAAUUUUCUAUUUCAAAUCAAGCCAAAGCAAUAAAUGGAAUUUCGUUUGUUUGGCCCUCAGCAUAGAUUAUGAAAAUAUAAAAUAAA